AUGCCUGGCAAGCAUGCCUUGCCAACAAAAGUUAGUCAUCUGUCUUCCCCAAAAGAGAUAUUUCAGGUAGUAGGGGAAAAUUCUACUAGGAGAACAUUAGGUCAAACGGAGCGUUCUAAUUUGGAGAGCAAUUCUUACAAGAUGAAAUGGGGCAGACUCAAAUUUCCAGCGCAAAAAGAUACGUCUCUUGACGAGCCUAGUGCACCAGUUGACCCUGUGGUGAAAGGGGGAACAAAAGCGCAGCGAAAAGCAACUAAAGACGCUCAUCGUGUUGCAUAUAGUGUUGUAAAAGCUUCUAUUUUAGACCUUAAAGAAAACCAGGAACGGGCUAAAACGUGGUUUGGAAUAGGUCAUACGGGGAUCGCCAUCAACGUUUUUGAACGAAUGGAAGAGAUAGUAAAAAUCGACAAGAUAACAUAUGUUUUUGGAGGCAAAUACUGUCACCAAGAUACUCUUGCAUACACCUAUUAUGAUACGCGCAAAAUUAUCUUGUGCAACGGCUAUGAAAAAGCCGAAAAACUCUCUGGUUUUGACAGCAAGAUGGGAAUCCUAACGCACGAGUUGAGCCAUGCUUUGACUAGAACAGACGACAAAGUAUUUGGUGUAUCCAAAUGCAAGAAACUCGCUAAGAGAGCCCCUGGCCGAGCUGUUAAGAAUGCUGAUAAUUAUGAGUAUUUUGCUGAAAGUUUAUACUCUAGUUUAAAAUGA
This is a messenger RNA of Porites lobata, 708 nucleotides long. The record is from the annotation of a GenBank genome assembly. Lineage: Eukaryota; Metazoa; Cnidaria; Anthozoa; Scleractinia; Poritidae.